AAUCUCUAACCAAUUAAAUAAAAAGUCACAGAUCCCUAAUCAUUACCGUCGAUAACUUUCCAAUCCAACGGCAUACAUUCUCCUCUCCCAUGCUAGCUACGAAAAACACAACCUCACGAGCCUCCUUAUUUAAACUCCCUCCAUAUCCCCCACCUUUUCAAGCAGCCAAACGCGAAAAAAUAUAGAGGUCUGGAUUUUUCAUUGUAUCUUAGAACUCUUUGAUCUGAAAAUGUCGGGCCGUGGAAAGGGAGGCAAGGGAUUGGGGAAGGGAGGAGCCAAGAGGCAUAGGAAGGUGCUUCGAGAUAACAUUCAGGGCAUUACCAAGCCGGCGAUUCGAAGGUUGGCUCGUAGAGGUGGCGUUAAGAGAAUCAGUGGCUUGAUCUACGAGGAGACACGCGGCGUCCUCAAGAUCUUUCUGGAAAAUGUGAUACGUGACGCAGUUACCUAUACGGAGCACGCUAGGCGUAAGACUGUUACGGCCAUGGAUGUUGUCUACGCUCUCAAGAGGCAGGGCAGGACACUUUAUGGUUUCGGUGGUUAAUUGUUUAUUUUAUAAGGGUUUGAUAGGUUGGGUUUGUGAAUCAUUUGCAAUAGUUUGUUGUAGGUUUUUGUUUGGCUAUUUGUAGUUUAAUGUUUUGUAGGUUUUAUUUUUUAGUUUCUACUGUUCGAAGGUAUUUUGAUUUCAGUCUUCAGUGAAAUUUGUCUCAGAAUUUCAUGAGGGCAUCUAAUUGGGUUGUUAGUUUUUAGCUUUUGUAUAUUCGAUUUUCAGUUUUGAUUUCCUAGGUUUCCUUCCAAAUUACUGUGUAAUCGCUGUUUUGCCAUUUUGGUUCUGUCAGAAUCCGCUAAAUCUGUUUAAUCGUGAAUUAAUGUGGCUAAUAAAUCCAAAAAGCAGCCAAUUAUUGGCAUUAGAAGGAUUGAACAACCAACCAAGUCGGAGCGUUGUGCCAUUGUGUUUCUGUUAGAAGCGGCUAAACCAAUCAUACUCCUGAUAGUGGGGAUUGAUGGUCAAUCGGGGUUUUAGCUGACAUGACGGACCUCGUCUAGCUUUACAAUUUGGUGGUUUUUGAUCUCGGGUCUUCGAAGCACUCCCAACACAUUCAGUGUGAACAAGGCAAAAAAUCAGUACUGCUUGGGAAAGGUCUCUUUAACCGAUCGUUCGCGUUAGAAUUCUCUAUUUUGUUGUUAUGAAGGUAGCAACUAGGCAAAACGUUCAUAGCUUGCAAACUGUAUCUGCUGCCCCGGAAAGGUCAAUGUUAAAAACAUGUAAUGGUAAGAUAUUUUUGAGGAAAAUUGGACAUUCUAGAAUGGGAAUUAUUGGCUAGUGCUCUGGAUCAAAGGAGGUAAUAAAAUUGACUAAUGUUAUGAUGUUGUGCUAAGGUGAGGUGUGAAGAACUUGGUGAACCCUUCGUGCAGUUUGCAUAGCUUGUAAGGUAUUUUUCUAAAUGAGCAUAAAGUACCACAACUGGUACCUUUUCCGCCAGUCCGCUACGCGGCCAGGAUCACUAGAUUAUCCCCCAGACAUACCAGCUCUUCUAUGGCCACCGUUACAUUUGAUCAUAUAGAAUGUUAUUCGUUGAAAUAAACAAAACUGAAUAAAGAAUUUAAGUAAAAGAGGAGAAACCUAUAUGUAAACAAAUCAUGUCAGUCAGCAUUAUGCCCAUGGUUUUAGAAUUUUAAUCAAUAAUCAGUAUAAUAUUUCACAUAAUUGACAAAAGAGAAUACACCUCCAAAUGAGCAUCGCGCAGCUACCCCUCCCUCGCUCUAUCCUAACCUUCUAGCUCUGGGUGACUAUAAAUAACAGAGCAGAACAGAAAAGACCUGCGGCAGUGGCUGCUUUGCUGGAGAGUCCUUUAAGUCAGAUACAGGUUUGAGUCAACUGAUGCAUCUACAGUUGCACAGCCAGUCUAUGGUGUUUAAGCUGUUGGAACUUGGGGUUCAACUUCAGGCCCCCUGGAGAGCUAACUGGCAAGAAGCAAGAAUAUUCCCAGCUAAUCAGUGAGUAGUGGUUAAAGAGAGCGCGGAGUGGGCAAUAGGAAAAGUUUCACCUUAUUCAAGAAUCAUUCUCCUAGUCAAUUCGUUAGCUAAUUCAUCCUAGCCUUAAGCUUGCUUCUCUUAUGUCUUAUGAUAGAGAUAGUGACUUUGAAAGAGCGGCUUCGUGAAUCAAUUACUGCGAAUUCUUUCAUUCAAUUGCAGCGGGCAUUUCUCGAAGGCGGCAAUGGUUA
Messenger RNA from Durio zibethinus, 2222 nucleotides. The record is from RefSeq and is a predicted model, not a curated record. Lineage: Eukaryota; Viridiplantae; Streptophyta; Magnoliopsida; Malvales; Malvaceae.